AUGGAUCGUUUUAUAGAACUCAUUCCCUCAAAUCAGGAUAAAAAACUAGACAAGCACAGUGCUGCGAAAGCAUUUAAGGAGGUGCAGUAAUGUGUACAGUAACUAAAUGCAAAUCAAGGCUACAGAGUUCCAGACUCUCAUCACUUUUUAGUUCAUGUUUAGGGACUUCUAGGAAAGUUACCAAUUACGGAUGAUAUCAAAGCUACUUGUGGAACUAACUUCGAUUUGUUGAGUGCUUUUUAGACAUUCUUUGUCUUUGAGGGAGAUAUCUAUGCCUUAACAACUUAUUCUUGCCCUUUGGAGAAGUAUGGAUCAUUCAUGAUGAAUGAAAUCGAUUGUUUCUUAGUUUUAGGCAACGAAAAUUUAUAUCUCUCGAGGAAAGAUUGUUAAGAGACUUAGAAAAUGAUUGCAGAGAAGAAUUUGAAUAAUGUUGUCAUGCUAUUAAACGUAAGCUGUGAAAAAGAUCAUGGUAUGUGGGAAGGGUAAAUGGAGAAUGAAUUUAAUAAUAAAGAGAAAAAUGUGGGUGGAGUAGAGAGCUUAAAGCAUUAUAUGAUAGAAAAAAAUGAAACAGUAGUCAAUGGAGCAAAUUAGGAUCAAGAAGAGGAAUCUAAAUAACCAGAAGAAAAAGUCAAUAAGAAAUGUUUGAUAUUCUGA
Stylonychia lemnae is the source of this 654-nucleotide messenger RNA. Lineage: Eukaryota; Ciliophora; Spirotrichea; Sporadotrichida; Oxytrichidae. The record is from the annotation of a GenBank genome assembly.